This is a messenger RNA of Copidosoma floridanum, 5703 nucleotides long. It is a transcript of the gene igl, whose product is annotated as IQ calmodulin-binding domain containing protein igloo. Gene Ontology annotation, molecular function: calmodulin binding. NCBI's taxonomy places the organism in Eukaryota, Metazoa, Arthropoda, Insecta, Hymenoptera, Encyrtidae. The record is from RefSeq and is a predicted model, not a curated record.
UACGCGCGUGGUUCGUGGAUCGGCGCCGCUGUUGUCCGGGCUGGGAGAGCAGCGAUGACGCGCGCAGUAGUACAUCCGUAGCUACGGUCAGACGAGCUUGGUGGCGAAGAGCGAGCGCGGGCGGACGGUUGUUUUUCUUUUGUUGUUUAUCAAAACUCGGGUCGGUGGUGUUUUUUGUGGUGCGACCAAGUGUGGGUGGACCGAGAAGGCGACAGGAGCUGGAGAUCGGUGCUUGUCGAUUUUUGGUGUUCGGGAGUGCACGUGCCGGUGCGCGUUGUGAGUGACGAUAUGGGGUGCAACACGAGCAAGGAGAGCGUGCAGCAGGCUGUCGAGGAGGCGAAGGAAGACGUCAAAGGAAUGGCCAAAGAUAUCGUGCGGGAUCUCCUGAAGGACGAAAGUGCAAAGGAGGAACCCAAGAACGGUGACGUUCCGAAGUCGGUGGACACCGCACCAGCCGCUGAGGAGUCUACGCCAGCGGACAGCGCGAAAGAGGAAGCAAAGGACUCCGCGAGCCAGGAGGAGGACGAUAAGAGCAAAGAGGAGGAAGCAGCGACGCGGAUACAGGCGGCGUUCCGUGGACACCAUACGAGGAAGAACCUCAAGGAGACCGAGCCCGAGACCGCCCGGGAAGAGCAGCAGGAGACACCGCUCUCCAUCAAGGAUAAGCUAAAACAGGAGGUGCAGGGGGAGGUCAAAGAGCUGUGUGGCGUAGCGUCGAAAGCCCAGGAGUCUUUGCGGGAACACAUGUCGAAAAAGGUCGAGCAGGCGGCUGGCGCCGCUAAGGAGCUGGUGGAGAAGGUCGAGGAGAAGGUGUCCGACACGGUGGACGAGCUGGAGGGGAUCGACCUCUCGGACCCGGACCUGCACAAGGCCGCAACGAAGAUCCAGGCGAGCUUCCGCGGCCACAAGGUCCGCCAGGAGGUCCCGAUCCCCAACGUGGACGAGAAAAAGUAAGGCCCGUCGACGCGGCGGGACAUGGCGACCGUCGUCCACGGACACAUCGCCGAGUAACAACACGGGGCGCCGAGCGCAAGCUGCACCCUAUACGCUCACACACAUUCCAGGACGCCAUGCGUACAAAGAGAUAGACCAGACGGAAAUCGAUAAAACUAUAUACACUCACGUUUUCACUCGAGCGCGCGUGUGUGUGUGAGAUUUUGCUCGUUAUUAUAUAUAUAUAUAUAUAUACGUCGUAUGAUAUGUAUAGCACGUAGACGCGAAGAGGCGCGCGAAUUUGCACUUUAUUCUUUUUUCUUUUGUAAUAAAAUCAAUUUUCACUUCCACGCCAUUGCGUUCGACGGGAAUCGAUAGGGUGGACGGGGGAGCGAGGCUUGAGGGCUAGUCGUGCGCAAGUUGGUACGGGUCAUACUAUAUUAUCUGUAAUUAUUCGAUCCAAUCAGUAAACAGCUGUGAAUACGAAAUUUUUACGGGAAUGAAAUGCUAACAACAUUAAUAUCAGAUGUGGUAGCGAAUAUUGUUGCGCUUUAAUGCGUCGUGAUGCGAGUGUUUUGGAAAAGUACAUGGCACCUGCUGCAUUUCGGGCAACGAUGAUGGGUACUGGUGCGGUUGAGUACAUCAAUAUCGAGAAUAUAGUGUGGCGGAUAAAGUGAAUGAAAAAGGAAAGAGUUUGUUUUUUUUUUUUUUUUCUCUUCAUUUUCCGAUGAAAACACGCAUUACCUGUUAAUCGAUGCGCUCACUCGGCGGAAAACCAAAGCAACGCCCACAGUAAAACAUUAAAAGUACCUAAAACAAAAAAGAAAUGCGUGUACCUGCGUGUUUUUGCGAUUCGACUUGUACGAUAACAUCUCAACAAUAUGCUUACGCAUACAUGAUAUGCACAUAAAAAUAUAAAUAGGUAAUACAUGGUAUAAUUAUACUAUAAAAGAAAAAAAAAUAUAUAUAUAUAUAGAUGAUAUAGCGAAGUGACACAUGCGAAAGCUGUACGCGAAAAGGGAACAAUUUUCUUUCUCCGCCUGCCCUCAACCUUAUCCCAUGGACGCAUCCUAUCGUUUCCACUUUCUCUCUCUUCUUUCGCCACUUAAAUAUAAAUUAUAGACGCCUUCGAUGUAUGGAAAAAAAAAAAAAAAAAAAUCAUCACCGAGAGUUUGGAAAGGCUUCAGAGUCGAGUUGGAAUGUGAAGCUAGUAUCCGCUGGUGAUGCAUUCGAUACGCGUUGUGUUUAAUUUGUUCGGCGCAAAGACAUCCGUGUAAUCGAAUUUCUGUCGCAAGACGCGAACUUUACCAAGGAAAAAAAAAAAAAAAAAAACACGAUUCAACUCAUUUUUCACGUGUUUAACAUCUUCGCUGAAAAAAAAGCACGAGGUAUUUGUCGCAUGAGUUGUUCAUCGAAGGCGAAGGUAUUGUAAUUAUUAUUGUUAUUAUUUGUAUUGUUAUCAUUAUUAGAUUCAGUAGGUUAACGAUGAUCAAGUCAAUUUACGGAGAUUUCAGUCGAUGUAUUACUAUUAUAAAAUGACAAAAGUUAAAACUCAAAUUUUAAUAUAAUAUAUUAUAUACACGUAUAAAUAUAUUUAUCGAUACGUCGCGGAAAAGUCGUGCGAUUAAUCUCUAGAGAAUUUUCGAAAUAAUAUGCUUAUGAAUUUUUUAUCGAGUAACAAAAAAGUGACGAAUCAACCGUACCGAUAAAAGGAUUAGAGACGCCUGCAGUCGAGAAUGGAUGUUAAAGAAUUUUCGUUCCACUCCAAAGUUGAUUACCAAAUUAAAAGUGCAGCAUGGAAUAAAUUUAUCUUUUUUCGGAGAAAAAGAAAAGUUGACCAAUGAUUUUUCCAUUAAAAUUAAUAAAAAACGAAAAGUAAAAGAAAUUGUAUGGUACACUAAACUCCUCUUGCACAAGGAAGCAUAAAAGUCCCGGUUUUUACGAUCCUCCGUUCCGCGCAAAUCAAAGGUUUCCUAGACUAAGCGCAAAAAAGCUCAUCCAUAUACGUUUCAAUUUGCCGCCACAAAUAGACAGAAGCCCCCCCCCCCCCAUUACAGUAAAAAGCCUCACGCGACGCUGGACAAACAUCCUCGAACCUCCUUAAAAAACGUCAUGUCCGAGAAAAAAGGCGCGGACACGAAUAACACAUGAUGAUAAUCUACCUUCAAAAGUCUCGUGAUGAUUUUAAAGUUUUCAAAACGGACCGAUGAUUGUGGGCGAAAGGGGACCCCAUGGAAUUGCAGAAGCCCACGUGGUGAUAAUUUUAGGAAGGAUAAGAAAAAGGACGAGAGGCUGAUUGAAUCCGUAUCGCGAACGACAAAACUGAUUAGGGAUAUGGCGUCUGUGAGUGUCUGCUGCAUCUGGCCGUAAAAAAAAUCAGCUAUUGUUUGGAAAAAAAAAAGUUAUAAUAAUAAUCGAGUGAUCGUUUUAUUCUACGUUUGUUCUUUUUGUGCGAGAUAAAUAUGUCUCUGUUGAAGCGAAGCACUCUUAUACAUAACGCAAGUGUGUGAUCAGACUUGGGCACAACUUUUUACAGAUUUUAAAACAUUAAAAGUUUUUGGGUAGAAAUUUUUUGCUAAAUUACUGUACUCAUAUUACAAUAUUAAAAAAAAAAUUUCGAGCAGAACGCAAUGCGAUAUGUUUUUCGGAAAAUCAUGGUAUUUUUUUUCAGUUUUUUUGUCUCCUCUAAAAUACAACGCGUUACUUUUCCUGGUAAAAAUUUUGACAAAUACUCUGCUACAAGUAAUAAAAAAUAAAGUUUGUCAUUACAGAGGAUUCAUUACAUUUCGAGAAAAUACAUUGUAACGCAGGGCAAUUGAAAAACAAUACAUGCCCAAGUCUGCGUGUGAUAUAUACAUAUACCUUCAACCACGAGUAAUAAUAGUCCGUAGCUGUUACCUCACGAAUUUUCUGAUUGGCUUGUGACAACUUGUCGGCGAGCAUUUACUUGUACUUUUAAACCUCGAAGCAUCAGUUUCCUCGUGCGAUGAGCGAAAUUAUUCUCACAAAAAUCACACAAUAAUUUGCGCAGUGAAAAUCGGACCAAAGAAACAAAAUAAACAAAUAAAAGUACACGCGGCUCGCGGGGUUUUGUAAGUAGAGCGAGUGACAUUCCGAGUAAUUUUAAUUAAAAACCAGUUACUGCAUGAGACGUUACCCCUCCCUCACCCCCUUUUUUUUCGUUGCUUCGACAAAUUCCGCGUUUAAAAAAAAAAACGCUCGAGGGCGCAGCACGUGAAAAUGAAAAAAAAAGACGAACCGUAUUCCCGAGGAUUCACUUUUCGUUCUGGCGACUGGAAAAACCACCGGCAAGGAAGAAAGGAGAAAAAUCUUCUCGAAUUUCAGAGGCACUUUCGGAAAUUAAAAAAAAAAAAAUCUCUACCGUUCCGUGCUUCGGGUAUACGUAUUUACGCUCUGUGCUGCGGACGGUAAUGAUUUUCAAGGCCGGUGCCGCUUCUUGGGCGCGUCAAGUUGUCGGGAGCUUGUUUUUAGCGGGCCUAAAAACUGCAUGCACUUGAAAAAAAAAAAAAAAAUAAAAUAAAAUAAAUAAAUAAAAAAUAAAGGAAAAAAUAAAGUAAUGUUAUAAAAACAAGAAAAAAAAAACCCAAGCCAGCCACUCUUACAAUAUUUAACGACAUAAUACAUGCAUAAUAUACAAACGGAGCCAAAGUUAAACCAAAUACUUUUCCACUUGAGUGUACGACCAAUGGUGCAAACGCAGCCACAUGACUCCAAUACCGUACGAAAAUAUUACACAUCACGGUGCUCCAUAAAUUUCCCACACACCAGUCCCCCUCCGAAUAAUCAUGCAGCGCGAUGAUUCCCCAUCCGAUAGCCUUCGUCUCGAGGUAUUAAUAGAUUCGGGAAAAAAGGGAAGGCCAAAGGUACGCGUUUCCACCCCUGAGGUACAACGUGAGCUCGAUGCGCUUUAGUAACGAAAAACGUCACGUCGAGCUAACAAAUCCACCGGCCCCUUAUACUUUUUGCCCGCCGCGUCUCUUCUUCGGAUCCUCUUAUCCACCGUUCGAGCCGCGAGAGUCGGAGCUGCACGACUAAAUUGACGUCAAUCCCCCCCCCCCCCCCCCCUCAUGUCCCUUUCGGCUUUGCUUUUACGUCCACUGCCCGUCAUAUAGCUGCUCUGGUGUGCACCUGUGCUGAAAAAAGCUCUAAAAGCUUUUCCCAUUUUUUCCCCCCUCCCUAUUUAUUUUCUCCAAGGUGAAACGAGAAAACUGGAAUGUAGGAUAUGGACACGAAAAGGGUGUUGAAGAUGAAAAUUGCAAAAAGCAUUGUACUCCGCAUCGAAAACCGUAUUGGAUUGGCGUGGACUUUUCGUUACUCCACGAGGUAAAUGUCAAACUGUGUCGAGUAGUUUCACGCCCUUUUCGUCUCCUACACAUAUUAUACAGUCCUCGAUUCUCAUACCAAUUGACAAAAAGGCGUUAUUCAGAUAAAAAAAAAAAAAUAAAAUAAAAAAUACUCGCAACGCUUGUACCGAUUGAUCAUUAUUUUCGUGUUCUCCCCUGCUCAUUUGUAUUUGUAUAGUGCAAAAACUCACGAUUUCUACUUAGUAGCGACGCACGCGGUGCCGAAUAUUACUGUACGAGCUAAAACGCGUUUUAGAUGGCGAAGAGGAUUAUAACGAGAGAAAUGAGAAACAAUGACACGUGUAACGAGCAGUUGUAAUUACACUAUCGAGCGUAUGGACAAGUAUUAUAAUGUAAUCUGUUUGUUUAAAAUAAACUCAUCACCUACUGAAAAAAAAAAAAAAAA